Pocillopora meandrina is the source of this 2399-nucleotide messenger RNA. The record is from the annotation of a GenBank genome assembly. Lineage: Eukaryota; Metazoa; Cnidaria; Anthozoa; Scleractinia; Pocilloporidae.
AUGUCAUCUGAUGUUGCUUUGACAACCGCAUUGGCCAUACUCAUUAUUGUGGACAUCAGUGGUAACUGUUUGGUCUGUUGGGUCGUCAAGAGAAACCGAGAUAUGAGGCAUGUUGUAUCUGUUAAAGAAUACUCAGCCGUGUGUACCUCAGUUAUAGGCUUAAUUUCGUCUCCAAGGUCCUCAUAGUAAUGGAAUGCAGGAAGAUAGAGGGCUUGGGAACGAGGUCACGUAAUGCUCAAUUGCGUUUCCAGCUCGAUAUAAGCGUAAAGGCAUGCGCAGUGAGAAGUUAUCAUAAAUGCCUUUCACAUGGGAAAUCACGAGGCAGAAAUGAGCCCAGAAAUGAGGAUCCUUAUGCUUUUGACGAAUAAAGAACUCUACUUUUCGCAGUUAAUAUGCUCUUUUAUUCUCCUGAAUUUACCGCCUAUUCGUGUGAAAGAUAAUCCUCAUUUUCCUUUUCUUUUUGCAUCUUACUUCUUUGAAGCUUUGCUGUUGUUGUUUGAAUAAUAUUGUUUGAAUAUCAUAUUCAUUCUAUAGGACUCCGUUUAAUUGGCUGCUUGUCAACCUAGCUAUAGCAGACAUCACGUUCGCGGUUUUCCAAGUUCCGAAUCGCAUUUUAACCCACCAUUUUUUCACCCACCCUGAUGGGACCAUUGGCUCAGCUUUAUGCAAAGUGCUCACCGCUGGUAAUGUGGCCUGGGUCGGGGCGGCGGCUGGAACCAUUACUCUGGUCGCAAUAGCAUUUGAACGUUACUAUACCGUCAGGUGUCCUGUUAGUGGCAAAGGAAAACUUACCAAGAAUACAUUGAAGGUGACAGAAUAGAAAUGUGAUCACAAUAUUAGGGUACUAAAGUCGAGAUCAGAAGUUUACAGUUUAUGAGUAUGACCGCCCCCUUCAGAGAAAGAAAUGCCAAUGAACCGGCAAGAAGCAAAAGUGUAGCGUACUCAGAAUCGGCCAUUAAUAACCAACUAACAUCAGUAUGCACAUUUUCUACACUAUUCUGUAUUCAGAUUCCAAGGUGCUGACAAGAAGAAUUUGAGACCCUGACCCUAAGCAGUCAAGAGCUUCUUCUGAUCAUUUCCUUUAUUCUCAUGACCUUGAUGUUGGAUUCAGGGCUGACAUUGUAAAGAGAAAUUAAAUGCUAGACACUUCUAAGGGUUGAAGGGUUCAAUGUAUAGAGCCAUUGUAAUGGGUCUUUUGUCUAAAAAAGAAUUGCACCGCAAUUUUAAAAGUUUCUCCUUAUAGCACUGGUUAGGAAUAGAAAACGUUUUGUUGAUUCAACAUCUUUUGAUAUCUCAGGUUAUCAUUCCAGCUUGUUGGAUCUUUGCAGUGGCAGCCAACCUACCAACUUUCUUGGUUGCAAAAUUUGAUGAGAAAACGAGAAACUGUCGGUUGAAUUUGCCUAAAGACUGGAUGAAUGUGGCGAAUAACAUCUCAUGGCUUGUGCUGUUGGCCUGUAUUCCUUUUGCACUGAUGAUCGGCUUAUACUCGAGGGUCGUUUAUGAAUUGUGGUUUAAGCCACGUGAUGACCUUGAAGUCGUUUGUAGGCACAAGGUAAUAAUAAUUUAAGACAGUUCAUCUCGUAUCACAGAAAAAGAUAAAUAGCUCAGCUAACUCGGUCACGCGGGUGGAAAGUAAUCAGCGAAGAAACGGUGAAAGAUCAUCGUUGGCUGCGUUUUCUUGGGUCGACUCAUUUUCUUUGCGUAUUUCUUUUCAUCCUUGCGUCGUGCGAUGCUAAGAAAGAGGAGAGGGUCUUGGACUGGGUAUAAAACAACUUCAUUCACAGGUCCGCAUCAAUGACGCUCUAACAAAAAGGGGUUGAGAUAUUAUUCCUUCGCCUACAUGAUAUCUGCACGGUCCUACCGAGAAUUCUGACGUUACCGUUUGAGCUUCGACUCGCAGAAAAUAACAUGGUGCUUUACGCAUUCGUAGGGAUUUUGUUAUUAUGCAGUGGUGGGUUAAACACUUAAGAAUAACUUAGAAUAUUUGUAAGGCUUAUAAUUCAUAAAACAACUUAGUGGGGAGCUGUUAACCGAGUGGUUCAUUCUAUUCUGACUACACUCUUCUUUUUCAGGGAAUACUGAGAGUGCGCAAACGAGUCACAUUGAGUGUAAUCACUGUUAGUGUUAUCUUUGGAGUCUGUUGGAUCACAGGCCUUCUUAUUUACGUCUUGAUUCACUAUAACAUUCUUGUGUUUGGUUCAGCUUCCGACGUCGUUUCUGACAUUAUGUUUAUGGUUAAUUCUUCUGUCAAUCCUUUCGUGUACGCGCUGCUCAACGAACGUUUCAGGCAGAAGAUCAAGGCAAUGUUACACUGCACGUGCAAAUCAAAAAGAUACUCCCCUGCAACACACGAGCCAGCAACGAUAAUCCAUCAAAAGAACCAACUAAAUACCAAGUGA